CUAAAAGAUUAAAUUCCUGACUGGAAUAUUAGCUGUCAUGUUCUCUGACCUGAUAGGACAACCAGAUUUGUAGCUUAAGAUGACAUAUGGUGGCCAUCUUCUUGCCUGACAUGGCUAGUCUCCAGGUUCCAGUCAGUCUUAUAUGGGGAACAUGGGUUAAGCUAGAGCUUGGCAUCGGCUACGAGUAGAUUAUAAAUGUUCCUGGACUGUUGAACUUGAAUAAACUUGGACUUGAAAGAUACAGUGUAGGGAUGGAAGGCAAUGUCGCUUCUCAAGAGAAUCUUCAGAGCACUGGGAAAGAAGAGACACAUGUAGAUGCAGAGUCUGAAAAAGAUACAGGCUUGGCAGUAGAAUGUCCCAAAAAUGAAGGUGAACAAAAUCAGCAGUCAUCAUCUCCCGAUUUGAAGGGGCCAUCUUUACAAAAAGACGGCAGUGGCGAUAGUUCAUGUCUUGUAACGUAUAUUGACAAUACUCUGAAAGAGAUGCAAGACAGUUCACAGCAAAUAAACGUUAACAUGACUUCAGUAAAUGACAGAGUAUCUGGAGAGCCAAGUGAAGGAGUGGCUAAUGAAAAGACUGGAAACAGUCAGUCAGAAACAGAGCCUUCUGAACUGGCAAGCGUGGCUUCUUUUGGAAGCAGUGCCAUCUCACAACCAGAGACUAGGAAUGUCUGUAAAGAUGUCAAAGCUUGUCUUGACAGUAGUGCCACCUGUCAGACAGUGGCUGACCCUCCACCAAACAAGAAGGCAAAAACUGAUGGAGCCCAGGACUGUGACAGUAGUCUGUCUACAAAUUGCUCCUAUAACUUUGACUAUGUCCCUACCUCUGUGGCCAGUGCUGUAGAGGAGUUUGAUGCUGUGGCAGGAAACUUCUUGAAAGGCUGCAAGUGGUCACCAGAUGGCACCUGUGUGCUGACCAACAGUGAUGAUGGCUACCUCCGUAUUUUCAAUCUUCCUCAAGAGCUUUAUGGUCAAGGGUCCAAUGGUGGUCAGGAUAGUCCAGUCACAUCUGAUGGCCAUAAUUGUCCAGAAAUGAAAUCAGCCUUAAGGAUCUUAGAGGGAGAACUGGUAUAUGAUUACAGCUGGUAUCCCCUGAUGAAUUCCAUGGAACCCGCAACAUGCUGUUUUGCCAGCACAAGCAGGGACACCCCUGUACACCUGUGGGAUGCCUUUGAUGGACAGUUAAGGUGUAGUUACCGAGCUUUCAACCAGAUGGAUGAACUGGUAGCUGCCCAUAGUAUCGCCUUCAGUCCACAAGGAGAGCAGAUCUACUGUGGUUUUAACAAGAUGAUCAGAGUUUUUGACACAUCAAGACCUGGGAGAACAUGUCAACAGAGACCCACUUACGUGAAAGAUGGCCAGGCAGGUAUAAUAUCCUGUAUAGCCUUCAAUCCCAUGGGUGACAUGUAUGCCGCUGGCUCUUACUCCAAAUCUGUGGGUGUGUAUGAAACAGAGAAUGGCCGCCUCCUGUAUUUAUUCCAGGGUCAGGUUGGGGGUGUCACACACAUACAGUUUUCCUCAGAUGGUUCCAAGCUAUUCACAGGUGGAAGAAAGGAUCCAGAAAUCUUGUGCUGGGACAUGAGAAACCCUGGCGCUGUAUUGUGUGUGAUGUCACGAGAAGUCCUGACCAAUCAGAGAAUUUAUUUUGACAUAGACAGCUCUGGGAGGUAUCUAGUGAGUGGUAACCACAAUGGCACUGUCUCAGUGUGGGAUACUUUACAGCCUCCACAGCCACAAGAGUCAAGUGAUCCUGUUCUGACACCAAUACUGCACUUCAAGGCACACGCAGACACAGUGAAUGGUGUCAGUUUCCAUCCCAGUCUUCCUCUUCUGGCAACAGCCUCAGGUCAGAGACAUUUUGAAAUUUCAGACGAUGAGGAUGAAGAGGAAGAGAAAAUGUUGAACCAAACAGUAGAAGAUAACUCAUUACGGCUAUGGAAGUUGGCAGUGUGAAACGAUGCCUGAACUGGCAGUCGUUAGUUUUGCCAUCAUCAUCUUCAUCAUGCGAAGAAUGGUGGAUAUUGUGAAAUGAACUGACAGUCUUACAAGAGACAGUGGUAGUCGGCCUAUGAUGAAGGACAACACAGUCUAAAUGUAGGGCAGUCAAGGAAAAGAAGUAGAAACAGUCUCUUCUCUUUUAGGAGAAGGGAGAGGAUGAAGUUUUGGAAGUCAUGACCGUCUAACGGUAGCCAGCUAAAGAUGGUCUAGGUUUGUUCCAGGAUAUGAGACGGCUGAAGAAAAGCAAAGACCAGCUUGAUUUCUUUUUUUAAAUGACAAUAAAUCUGACAAAGAUGCAUUCUGAAGACAGCGUGUUAUAGAAAUCCAAUAGUGCACACAGCAGCGGGAGUCAUUUCUAAAUUACACGCAGCUGAGAAAUGGUCGUCUUCAGUGCCCGCUGAUAUUUCAGGGGUCCCUAGAAAAUUUAACGAAAUUGAAGAGGCGAUACGAUUGUUUUGUUAGGGCCUAGUAGUGGCCUCUGCGGUCAAAGAGUAGUCUUCAGCCCAGUUUCAUAAAACUUAUGAAAGAGAACUGCAAACAAGAUAACGUUUAGUGUUUGUCAUACCAGUGCAAAACUUGUAUAAACAAGGCUGAAAAGUUUAUCUGUAUAGAAUUGUAUGACAGUUCAUUUGUAGGUGCAUGUUUACAAUUCAGAAGUGGAAGCCAGUGUUUUAUACACGUUUUAUAGAUGAAAU
Molecule: messenger RNA, 2692 nt
Organism: Lingula anatina
Lineage: Eukaryota; Metazoa; Brachiopoda; Lingulata; Lingulida; Lingulidae
Product: telomerase Cajal body protein 1
Biological process (GO): Cajal body organization
Cellular component (GO): Cajal body
Molecular function (GO): protein binding; RNA binding
Source: RefSeq, a predicted model, not a curated record